Molecule: messenger RNA, 1939 nt
Organism: Octopus sinensis (East Asian common octopus)
Lineage: Eukaryota; Metazoa; Mollusca; Cephalopoda; Octopoda; Octopodidae
Product: importin subunit alpha-1
Exons: 12
Coding region: 170-1723 (517 amino acids)
Biological process (GO): NLS-bearing protein import into nucleus
Cellular component (GO): nucleus; cytoplasm
Molecular function (GO): protein binding; nuclear import signal receptor activity
Source: RefSeq, a predicted model, not a curated record
AUCAAAUGUAAGAAGCAUUCUGUUUAAACGGUCGGCUUUUAAUUUUCAAAUAUUAGUUGGAUUCUAAGUCCGAACCAUUCACGUCUUGUUCUCCGACUGUUUUCAACUCAUUUAUUUUUAUUAAUUCAACUGAACUUGUUUUCUUUUUUCUAAUUAAAAUUCACUCAAAAUGCCAGAACAGGAUGUUCAACGUCAAAAAUCUUACAAGAACCUCGGCCGCGACCUAACAGAGAUGAGGCGGCGAAGAGCUGAAGUUUCCGUUGAGUUGCGCAAGCAAAAAAAGGAUGACCAGACAAUGAAGAGAAGAAAUAUUGGGGAUUUGUCUGAUGAUGCAGUCAGUCCACUUAAAGAGAGGAAUCAAGGUACCAGUUCUUCCUUGACCCUCAAUGAGAUCAUCUAUGGUAUUAGUGGUGACUCUGUAGAGGCUCAGCUUGAAGCAACCCAAGCUGCACGACGCUUGCUUUCCAAAGAGAGGAAUCCACCCAUUGAUGCCAUCAUAACGGCUGGUCUUGUACCAAAGUUAGUUGAAUUCCUGAAAUGUGUCGGAAGGCCUGAACUCCAAUUUGAAGCUGCCUGGGCCCUGACCAACAUUGCUUCUGGUAACAGUGACCAAACCAAAGCCGUAGUUGCUGCUGGCGCUGUCCCUGAUUUCAUUUCCCUUUUGACAUCUGAAGACCUUCAUGUCUGUGAGCAAGCAGUCUGGGCCCUUGGUAACAUUGCUGGUGAUGGUCCAGAACUGCGAGAUUUUGUCACAGAAUGUGGUGUCGUAGAGCCUCUUCUUAAACUUGCUAAACGUGACCUUCCUGCUGGUUUUCUAAGAAAUGUCACCUGGACAAUUUCCAACUUGUGUCGAAACAAGAACCCAACCCCAUCUUUUGACGUUAUUCAGAAAUGUCUUCCAAUUCUGGCAGCACUUUUACAUCAUACCGAUGCUGAAGUACUCUCUGACACACUCUGGGCAUUCUCUUACAUCACUGAUGGACCAAAUGAGAAGAUUCAAGCUGUUAUUGAAAGCAAUGUCAUCCCUCGACUGGUUGAACUGCUGCAACAUCCCAAAAUAUCUGUGAUAACUCCUGCCUUAAGAACCGUUGGAAAUAUUGUGACUGGAGAUGACUGUCAAACACAAGUUGUUUUGGAAGCAAAUGCCUUGCCUGUAUUUCAUGGAUUGUUGAGGCAUUCUCGACCUAACAUUCAAAAAGAAGCUGCCUGGACCGUCUCCAACAUCACUGCUGGCAAUUCCAGUCAGAUCCAGCAAGUUAUCGAGGCUGGCAUCAUCCCCAUUGUUGUUGAAAAGCUGGCAAUGGGUGACUUCAAGACCCAAAAGGAAGCUGUGUGGGCUGUGACUAACCUGACAUCUGGUGGUACUAUUGAACAAAUCAGUUUCCUUGUUCAGUGUGAUGUCAUUAAACAUUUGUGUGAGCUGUUGGUGAUCCGAGAUGCAAAAGUGGUCCUGGUGAUUCUUGAUGCUUUACAAAAUAUUCUGAUGGCUGCUGAAAAGUGUGGACAACUGAAUUACAUGUGCCUUAUGAUUGAAGAGAUUGGUGGUCUUGAUAAAAUUGAGAACCUUCAGAGCCAUGAAAAUGAAACAGUUUACAAAGCAUCUCUACACCUGAUUGAGAAAUACUUCUCUGCAGAACAGGAGGACGAGAAUCUUGGCCCUGAAGCUACUGAUGAUACUUACAAAAUGAAAGUGGAGCAACAAAAAGAAAGCUUCUCGUUCUAAACGGAUUUAUUUUUGUUUGAAUUUGUUUGGUUCUUAAUUGUGUAAUCUGAAUGUGAACCUGUCUGGGUUGAAUGCAUCUGCUGAGAUCACAAAACACGACAUUUGAUUAUAUAUACAUGCACACACACACACACACAUUUCCUAUAUCUAUAUACAUACACACACGUCCAAAAUUAUUUUAUAAAUUGUAAAGUUUAAUAAAGAUAUUUUUCUUUA